Molecule: messenger RNA, 2238 nt
Organism: Pseudogymnoascus verrucosus
Lineage: Eukaryota; Fungi; Ascomycota; Leotiomycetes; Thelebolales; Thelebolaceae
Gene: RRP8
Product: 25S rRNA (adenine645-N1)-methyltransferase
Exons: 3
Coding region: 565-2133 (522 amino acids)
Biological process (GO): ribosomal large subunit biogenesis; rRNA methylation
Cellular component (GO): nucleolus
Molecular function (GO): rRNA (adenine) methyltransferase activity
Source: RefSeq, a predicted model, not a curated record
CCCUCGUAGCACCCUCAUCUCCCCUCGCGUCGUUGGGACGAUGCCAGCUGAAAAGAGCGUGAGAGCUGCAUAAACGCCUUCUCGAAGUGCCUAGUUGGUCCCAAAGAGAGAGAAAAGAGCUACUGCAAUGGCUGCGCAUCUGCGUUGAGUCUAUUUUCGGGGCCCUCGCAGACCAGCAAAACACCCCAUCCUUCAAUCGCCAUGCGCAGUAAUCCGGGGAACAAACAAACCGACCGACCGCAUCAUCUGGCCAUCUGCAUUCCGCAGUUAGAAUAUGUAGAUAUACGUGUUUCGAAUGAGAACGCUGCGGCCGAGUUAACAGUCUCCACGGUACACAGCAGGAAGGGAAGAUAGAGAGAGAGAGAGAGAGUUGUCACAAAGGAGUGACAGUGCUGGGUCAAUCGUACUGUGCAAGCCAAAAAUGUGGGGUAAACGAAGCGAGGAAUUUAUUUGGUCUCCGAAUUUUUUAUCACGGCCAAGCUGGUGACCGAUAACGAGACCACCCCAAACUCCACACCCACAAUCACAACACACAGAAAAUCCCCUCUUUUUCCUCGAGCAACCAUGUUCGCGGUAAAAGGCUGGUCCGUUCCGGCGAGUGCGCUGAAAACACAGACUCUCAAACCAGCCAAGUCGGAACAAACCCCAGUGGCAGAUGGAGCUUCGAACGAGGCUGGCCCGGCGGGUGCAGCUGGACAGAAGAGGAAGCGUGCGAGUAAAGACCAGAAGCAGGCCAAUGUCAGCGAGGCCAAUGUAGCAGAUCUCUAUGCGUCGGUUAUCGAGAAGGAUCAGACGCCUAAGGGAGGAAAGGCAGCGAAGGCGAAGCCCAGCGAGAAGAGACAGAAGGUCACACAGGAGCCUGCGAAGGAGCUCCCCAGCACCGAUGCAAAGGCACCAGCAGCCACCGAGGUUGCAGAUGCGAAACCCGCCGCUGCCCCCGCCGUCGACUCAACAGGUGCCAUCACACUCUCCGAGAGAGGCCAGAAGAGAAAGACCAUGAAAGACAAGAAGCGCGAGAAGAAAGCCAAAGCCAACGCCGCGCCCUCGACCGACGAACCCACAGAAACACACACCAUCUCCGCCCCCGCCCCCGCCAAAAUCCAACCUAAACUCACCCCUCUCCAAGCAUCCAUGCGUCAAAAGCUCGUCUCAGCCCGCUUCCGCCACCUCAACCAAACCCUCUACACCACGCCCUCCGCACACUCCCUGUCGUUAUUCUCCGAGAACCCCGAGAUGUUCCACGAGUACCACGAGGGAUUCCGCCGCCAGGUCGAGGUGUGGCCCGAGAACCCUGUUGAUACGUAUAUCGCGCAGAUCCGUACACGGGGGAAGGUGGCGGCGAAUCCGCGGGGGAAGGGGGAACAUCCUGAUACGGGGAGAGAGAUUGAUAAGCUGCCGUUGCCGAGGACGGUGGGGACGUGCUAUAUUGCUGAUCUCGGGUGUGGAGAUGCGAAGUUGACGCAGGCGCUGGAGAAGGAGAAGAAGGCGCUUAAGGUGCAGGUUUUCAGUUAUGAUUUGCAGAACCCGAGUCCGUUUGUUACGAAGGCGGAUAUUUCGAAUUUGCCGUUGGAGGAUAAUAGUUGUGAUGUUGCGAUCUUCUGUCUAGCGCUCAUGGGAACCAAUUGGGUUGAUUUCAUCGAGGAGGCAUACAGGAUUCUGCAUUGGAAGGGGGAGUUGUGGAUUGCGGAGAUUAAGAGCCGGUUUGGCAGGGUGGGAGGCGCGCAUAAACGCGUCGAGCAUAGUGUGGGGAAUAGGAAGAAGCCUGCUGCGAAGGCGGCGAAGAAGAUGGAUGAGGAUGCCGAUAAUGCGGAUCUCCUCGUCGAGGUGGACGGGCACGAUGAUACCAAGGCCGAGACGGACGUGUCUGCUUUCGUGGAGGUGCUACGGAAGAGGGGGUUCGUGCUACAGGGCGAGAAGGCGGUGGAUCUGAGUAACAGGAUGUUCGUCAAGAUGACCUUCGUCAAGGCACUAGCGCCUAUGAAGGGGAAGUGCGUCCCGGUGCCUAAGGGGAUGGAGAAGAUGGGCCAGACGACGUGGAAGCCGAAGGCGAAGCCUAAGUUCCUGGAGGAGGAGGACGUGCCGGUCUCGAGCGAGGCGGGGGUGCUGAAACCGUGUGUUUACAAGCUAAGAUAGUUGGAAUUUGCCGGGAUGGCACUAUGAUAUGAUAUUUCUCCAGCAAAUGCAUACAAUGCAGCGCCCUUCACCCUGUGUCUGACUGCUACUGAACUCAUCCUCCGU